AUGGCCACAGCGACAACACUCCCAGAAGUGCUUGCAAACUUCGAAUCAGCCACAGAACUGGCCAUACAAGGCCUGCCCAGCACAGAGUCGCUGCAGCUUCCUGAAAAUGGCAACACACUCUUCGACACCAAAAAUGAAAUAUUUUUGUCCUAUCUGCAGGCACUGGCGCUGCGUAAUUUGAAUGUCAUCCGAAGCAUCAAGAACGGAGAUGAUGCAGUUAAAACGCAGAAACUUAGCAAUGACAUCACCAAAAAGCUGGUCGAGCAACGCGUCUACCUAGAGCGAGGCGUCAAACCGUUGGAAUUGAAGCUCAAGUAUCAAGUCGACCGCGUGGUCAAGGCGGCCGAUGAUCAAGAGCGCAUUACUGCGCAGAAGGACAAGCAAAUUGAGCAGGCCAAGGCCAAGGCUGCUGCAGAGGACGGUAGCGAAGAUGAUGACGACGAGGAUGAGGACAGCGAUGCCGAGUUGGGCGCCGACAUGACCGCCUACCAGCCCAACCUCGACACCAUUGAAUCCAAGCAGACCGAGGGAGACGGUAUGCGCCGCGGCAAGAGCAGCGAGGACGGCGUCUAUCGUCCACCCCGCAUUUCCGCCACRUCAAUGCCCACCACCGAACGUCGUGAGCCCCGCGCAGAACGGCGGCCCAACCGAUCUGCCACGCUCGAUGAGUAUGUCUCUACCGAAUUGUCCACCGCACCAGUGGCAGAGCCCAGUAWUGGUAGCAACCUCGCCUCGGGGGGGCGCCAGACCAAAAGCGCGCGCAACUUGCGGGAGGAGGCCGAGAGGCGGGACUACGAAGAAACGAAUCUUGUGCGUCUACCGGUCAUGUCAAAAAAGGAACGCGCCAAGAUGGGCCUUGGGAAGCCAAGCGAUGGUGGAUUUGGUGGCGAGGAAUGGAGAGGUCUGGGGCAGAGCAUCGAUCGCAUUGGCGAUCUCACAAAAAGGAAGGGUAAAGACAGCAGCUUGGACAAGAGUCGGAAACGCCGCGCUGUGGAAGACGGACCACGAAGCGACGGCACCGGCGCUGCAUUUGACGUCAAGAAGCGGCGGAUGCAGAAAAAGGGUUGA
This is a messenger RNA of Ramularia collo-cygni, 1068 nucleotides long. RefSeq names its product related to RNA binding protein LCP5. The transcript has a single exon. NCBI's taxonomy places the organism in Eukaryota, Fungi, Ascomycota, Dothideomycetes, Mycosphaerellales, Mycosphaerellaceae. The record is from RefSeq and is a predicted model, not a curated record. Bases 1 to 1068 code for a protein of 355 amino acids.